Molecule: messenger RNA, 1659 nt
Organism: Miscanthus lutarioriparius
Lineage: Eukaryota; Viridiplantae; Streptophyta; Magnoliopsida; Poales; Poaceae
Source: the annotation of a GenBank genome assembly
AUGGAUUUCCCCAAAAGGACACAUCUUUCCUUUACUUCUCUCAUAUUUCUUCUGCAUCUUUGCGCAAUUACAUUUGGCGUGACUGAUACUAUCUCCAGGACCCAACCUCUUUCAGGCGAUCUAACUAUUGUGUCAAAAGAAGGGAAUUUUGAGCUUGGAUUGUUCUCUCCAGGUAAUAAUGGAAACUUUUAUGUUGGUAUCUGGUUCAGAACUAUUUCAAAGAGGACUAUUAUUUGGGUGGCCAAUCGGGAUAUACCUGUCUCAAAUGCUUCAUUUCCAGAACUUACAAUAACUAUGGAUGGAAAUUUAGUCCUCAGCUCUCUAGGAGCACCCAUAUGGUCAUCGAAUAGCACAAGGAAGUCCAGUAGAUCUAGCACUGCAGUUCUCCUUGAUAGUGGAAAUCUUAUCCUCAGAGAUCAAUACAACUCUUCUGAUAUUUUCUGGCAAAGCUUUGAUCAUCCAACAGACACGGUAGUGAGUGGGCAGUGGUUUGGCAUAGACAAGAUCACACGUGAAUACCAGAACCGUGUUUCUUGGAAGAACCAAGAAGAUCCUGCACCAGGUCCUUUCUCCUUUCACGCAGAUCUAGUUACAAUGAGCCAAUAUGUCUCAAUAUGGAAUCACUCAGAAGUUUACUGGCAAUCUGGGAACUGGACAGGCAAAGCAUUCACGUCCAUCCCUGGAAUGCCACUAAAGAGUGACUACAUAUAUGAUUUUAUUAACAACAGUCGCGAGCUGAAGUUUCGGUGGGCCACGAAGGAUGUGUCAAUAAUCACAAGAAUAAUUCUAAGCAUUAAUGGUCAACUCCAACGUCUCACAUGGUCCAGUGAUUCAGAGGAAUGGAUAAUAGAAUGGUAUUUUCCUGCAGCUCUAUGUGACGUAUAUUCUGUAUGCGGGCCUUUUGGUGUCUGCAGGACAGGUUCUGAUGAGCAAUGCUUCUGCUUGCCAGGUUUUAGACCAGCUUCCGCAAGAAGUUGGGAUCUUCGAGCAUGGAGUCAAGGAUGUGUUAGGCAAACAGAUAUCCAAUGUGCUGAGUCAAAUAAAUCAACUGACACAAAAGAGAGCGAUGCAUUUCUCAAGAUCACCAACAUCAAGUUUUCACAAAACCCAGUAAAACUGAAAGUCCAAAGCAUGGAGGAGUGCAGAUCUAUAUGCCUGAGUAAUUGCUCUUGCACUGCAUAUGCACAUAAACAGGAUUGCAAUAUCUGGAAUAGUGAACUCUGGGAUCUUAAACAAUUACCUAAUGGUAAUACUGAUGGUUUAGAUAUGUAUAUACGUCUUGCAGCAUCUGAUACUCUAGUUCAAGAUAGUGAAAAGAAGGCACACCAUGUUAGGCUUAUUGUGUUAAUUGCAGUGCUGGGUAGUAUUUUUAUGGCACUAUGUGCUCUUAGCAUAACAGUUAAGAUGUUUCAAAGGACUUCAUCUAAAAAGGCUUUCUCAGAUAAUUACUCUCUCGUCGUCUAUGAUUAUUCAUUUUUGCAGCACUGCACAAAGAAUUUUUCAGAUAAAGUGGGGCAAGGUAGCUUUGGUUCAGUGUUCAAAGGAUUGCUCCCAGACUCCAAACUAAUAGCUGUCAAGAAGCUUCAAGGCAUGAAACAAGGAGAGAAGCAAUUUCACACCGAGGUGAGGGCUUUAGGAAAAUUCACCAUAAUAAUCUAG